Molecule: messenger RNA, 2348 nt
Organism: Misgurnus anguillicaudatus (oriental weatherfish)
Lineage: Eukaryota; Metazoa; Chordata; Actinopteri; Cypriniformes; Cobitidae
Gene: hs3st3b1b
Product: heparan sulfate (glucosamine) 3-O-sulfotransferase 3B1b
Molecular function (GO): [heparan sulfate]-glucosamine 3-sulfotransferase activity
Source: RefSeq, a predicted model, not a curated record
UCAGUGCGCUCAGAAUCUCACACAUAGGAGGACGGGACGGGGAUGCGACCGGGAGCAGCUUCCACAGCUCGGUUUCGGACAGGGGAUCAAGUGCACCGGUCGAGUUCGUCAGUUUUCUCGAGUUAUGGCACAUAAUAGUGAAUUUAAAUUGAGCUCCUAGAUGUUCGGUCCACUUUGGGGUAGUUUAUUUAAUUUCCGUGGAUUGGUGUUAAUUUUAUCGCGCACGCAUGGCUCGUAACGGCAGCGGGGAUUCCUGAGGCCGGACCUGGACAGAAUUGUACCGACCCGUCAGUAUGUCCAGCUGGAGUGUGAAGGUCCACCGGGCUUAUGGGAUAUAGCCCGUCCUGUCAGCAUCUUUACGCGCUCUCCGUCAGUCCCGGGAAGAAGAAACUCGGGCUCUUCUUCAUCAUGCUGCUCCUCUGGGUCUACAUGCUGUACUCCUGCGUGGGCUACUGUGCCACCAUGCCGUCAACUUUAGUCGCGGACAGUAUUAACCGAGCGAGGGACACGGAGUUCGUCGCAGAGGACCCGGUGAUGUCCAAACUGGUGUCCAGACCGCAGAGCUCGUGGACGGACUUGGAGUCUGAUUAUGAUGAGCCUAUCGUCAGGAGGGCUCCCAGAGGUUUCUCUAAAAAUGAAGUGGAGCUGGAACGAGCCGAGUGGGAUCAGAAAGUGUCUCCGCUCUCGAGUUUCUCCAACGGCUCGGGCAGUAAGAAGCUGCCUCAGGCGAUCAUCAUCGGCGUGAAGAAGGGCGGCACGCGCGCGCUGCUGGAGUUUCUGCGCGUGCAUCCUGAUAUCCGAGCGGUCGGAGCGGAGCCGCACUUUUUCGACCGUAACUAUGACAACGGACUGGACUGGUACAGGGACCUGAUGCCUAAGACCCUGGAGGGCCAGAUCACCAUGGAGAAAACCCCAAGCUACUUUGUGACGCGUGAAGCUCCUUCCCGGAUCUAUGCCAUGUCCCGCGACACUAAGGUGAUCGUGGUGGUCAGGGACCCCGUCACACGAGCCAUCUCCGACUACACACAGACAUUGUCCAAGAAACCCGACAUUCCCACUUUUGAGAGCCUGACGUUUAAAAACAGGACUACAGGGUUGAUUGACACCUCGUGGAGCGCCAUUCAGAUCGGCAUCUACGCCAAGCACCUGGACAACUGGCUGCAGUUUUUCCCAAUGCGUCAGAUUCUGUUCGUGAGCGGAGAGCGUCUGAUCACCGAUCCGGCCGGAGAGCUGGGCCGUGUGCAGGACUUCCUGGGCCUAAAAAGAAUCAUCACAGACAAACACUUUUACUUCAAUCAGACCAAGGGCUUCCCUUGUCUUAAGAAAGCCGAGGGCAGCAGCAAACCCCAUUGCCUGGGCAAAACCAAAGGGCGGACCCACCCAAACAUUGACCCUGAGGUGGUGCAAAGACUUAGAGACUUUUACAGGCCUUUUAACAUGAAGUUCUACCAGAUGACUGGGCAUAAUUUUGGUUGGGAUUAACGGUGAAUGGAGGACAUGUCAUUAUUAUUAUUUUUUCAUUUUCUGUGUAUUUGAAAUGGCAAAAAGACAUUGAGAUAAUUGCUAUAUAUAUGUAAAAUGUACAGAAAUCUAUUUUAUAAUAAUUUAUUUUUAAUUUCUAAGCAAUUAAUUCACUAAGCUGCCUAACCAUUUUGUACAUAACAUCCUGCCCUUGAGUUUCACGACACUUUCCAUUCGCUGUGGUUAUUUCCAUACACAUUGAAUAAUGGUGCUUCCAAAUUCUGAACUCGAAAAUGGUUUGACAAACUGUUUGUUACGGGUAAAGUGCAUUUACAAACCAAUAGCAACAGACAUCCACAAUUUAUUCAAUUCUGAAUGUCUACUAAAAUGUACCAGGCACGGACUGUAUUUCACUUUAAAGCUUGUUCUCUUGAUUGCAUUUCAUGUUUCAUUACACUCCAUAUUGGCACUAAGUUAAGCAAGAGAGCUGAUCCAAUGUCCGUCUUCAUUCGAUAACACGGGAAUCAAUAUCUCUAAUUGCUACCUACAGUAUCACUCAUGUUUAGAGUUGACCGCCGGUUCCUGUAAUGAAUGGCCAAUCUAUUGAUGGCUAAAUAGUAUCUCUGACAACAGCGAGGCGACAUGUCGACAUUAUGCUAAUCGUGUAACUCAUCCGAAUGGAUCGAUUAGGUUUCUCCAGCUUUAUGGCCUUGGCUCGGGCUACUUCCCUGUCUGAAAGGUUCAAAGGUCAAGUAAAGUCUCAGUAACAUUUCAAAGCCGUUUGAAGGAGCCAAGCCUCAUCCUCAUCUUUAAAGCUUUACUCUGCUAUGAGUUGGUUUCUCUAUUGACUCGUACUAGAAAAAUAAAACCAUUAAUGUUGAGGUUCA